Molecule: messenger RNA, 651 nt
Organism: Peronospora belbahrii
Lineage: Eukaryota; Oomycota; Peronosporomycetes; Peronosporales; Peronosporaceae
Source: the annotation of a GenBank genome assembly
AUGCUGAUGCACUUGACGAACAAGAUGAUGUCGGUGCUACAGCGACCACAGGGCGUUAAACCAUUGCUCACUCGGUCUUUUGCACAUCGUGUGAAGAUGGUGCUAAAGGAGGACGUGGCUAAGCUUGGAUACCGUGGUGAAGAGGUAUCUGUAAAAGCGGGUUAUGCUCGUAACUAUCUGUACCCUGAAAAGCUGGCAGUGUAUGCCACGGAGGCCAAUUUGCACAAGUUUAAAGUGGACAAGGAGUCGGUGGACGAGACGCAAUUGGAGAAAGAGCACGAGCUUGAGGCAAUUAUCUAUCAACUUAGUAAUAUCGAGGUUAUGUUUAAACGUCAUACGGCCAGUAAGACCGACGUUAAGCUACACAGUGAAGUGAAUGCCCAGAACAUUUCGGACAUGUUGGAAAAGCAGUAUGGCCUGCUCGUGGGUGUAGCCCGUAUUGACUUGCCGACGCCCAUUAAGACUCUGGGUGAGCACAUGGUCAAGGUCCGUGUGGAUAAUGCGAUUGAAGAGGAGUACGCUGCUGGUGCUGUGGUGUCCGCUGCAGAAGCCGAGGCGGAGGAGACUGCUGAGGAUAACGAUAAGAAGCAGAAGAAGGGACCGUCUAAGAAGAAAUGGGUGAGUCUUGCUAUUCAUAUCGAGCGACGGUAA